Molecule: messenger RNA, 5497 nt
Organism: Caenorhabditis elegans
Lineage: Eukaryota; Metazoa; Nematoda; Chromadorea; Rhabditida; Rhabditidae
Gene: H05L14.2
Product: RING-type E3 ubiquitin transferase
Exons: 13
Coding region: 177-5051 (1624 amino acids)
Cellular component (GO): membrane
Molecular function (GO): ubiquitin protein ligase activity
Source: RefSeq, marked reviewed
CGACGAGCUAUCUUUUUAACUAUUCCCUGAAAUCUAAAUUUUACCAACUUCUGAACAGUUUAAAAACAAUUUUUAUUGAAGAUUUAAUAUCAAGGAAGUUAAUUUCAAACUUAAAGAGGAAACAAUAUUCUGGAAGCGGCAAUUUCGGUUCAACAUUUUCGAGUGGAGCAGAGAAAAUGGGAAACAUACCAGACAAACUUCUCGACUCGCCAUCAAACAUGGGUUCAUCUGAUAGUGAAUCCAAUGAUUUUCCAUCUGAAAACUCCGAACAAUGUUCUGUUUCAUCUGCCGAUAAAGGCAUUUCAUCUAAUUCUCAAACGAGUGAUGUCCCAAAAGGCAAAGUUAUAACGUUGCCGGAUGGUACCGUUUGCGUUUCUUUAACUGUUAAAAUCUCCGAAGAAGAAUCCCAUAAAUUAGGGGAAUUGGAAGCAAAAAAGGAGAAUGAUGAGCAAAUUUUAGAACCUUCAACAAGUGUUUUAUUCGAACGAACUGCAUUUCCGCCAGUCGAUUCACGAAGCCCAACUUCUCGAUUUCCAGGUUCGAAGAAAAGUAACCUGAUCACCCGGCUGAAUGUUAACGAAAUUCAUUCUUUGAAAAAGUCGUUAAUGGAUCUUCUCAAGCAAGAAAAAAUGAGUCAGGAACAACGAGAUGAUUCGGAUGUUGACGAUGAAGAAUCUUCUGUCGAAUCUUCCGAAUCUCCUUGUACAAGUAGCAUCACUAUAAGUGUAGCAUCUCCAACUGAUCCUGAGGCGAAGAGACAAAAAAAGAAGGAAAAGAAAAAGGCUCGACAACUCAGCAAAGAGCAACAGAUUAAAAAACAGCGGCUCGAGCGUGCAGAAGCUGCAAAACAGAGAGAGCUAAACUUGGCUGAGCACAAAAGACAUCUGGCAAAGUACGCAGCGCUGGUUGCCAAGCCGACGGUUGUGAAGACUGAUGAGCAACCGAAUAAGAAGUCCACACAGCUUCAACCACGUGUAGAGAAGACAGAGAAAAUGAACAUUUCCGUGGUGAGCAGCGACGAGCAAAAAGUGGAAAACAGGACUGGCUCAUUUUCAUCUCCUUCUUCAACUCGCCUAUCUAAUUCUUCUAAUAUUCCGUCUUGUUUUGCAACUCCUGAUUCACCAGAUUCGCAACUUCAGAGCUUUGUUUCUAAUAACAGUGAUUUAGACGCUGAUACUAGUGUUAAUCUAUCUAUAACAACUGAUGGAGUUCAUCUGAUGAUGUGUGUAGAUAAAGCUGCUCAAGGUGUCGUCGUUGAAGCUACACACGUUGGAGAAAGUGAAAAUACUAUUGAAGUUGUUGAAGACGCUGAAAAAAGCUUCGAAAUCUUGGUUUGUGGGCAACGAAGAAAAGUAACUCCGUUUACUCCACGCAGGAAACAGGACUCAAGCUCCGGAGAUGAGCAACCUGCUUCUGAAUCAACUUCUGCUUUUGACAUACCUGAACAUCCUCCAGUUAUUGUUCCUUUUCGUAAUGCACCGAUAGUAUAUUCAAGUCAAACAUCAAAUAUUCCACAAAUUCAUCCUCCUCUUCCACCACCACGAUUCCUUGCAAUGCCAAUGCAAUUCUCUGGUCAUCCUCCACCAGUCAUCAUGGGACCACCAAUCAUCAGACCAUUCGGUGCACCUCCGCCUCAAUUUAUUCCAAUUCAAUCCAACUAUGGACGUCCUCCACAAUUCCCGCCGAUCGGUGUUGUGCCUAUUCCAAUUCAAAGAUUGCCAAUGCAACGAAUGUCGGGACCACCAGUGAUGAUGAGCCGAGGACCAGUGUACUGUUCACAACCAGUUCCAAUGCAUCCGAUGCAACAAAAUGUUCAGAAUAUGCAAUCAUCAUCACGACAAGAUUUUGGCAUGAACGAACGGCUGCUGAUUCGUCCCAAUCAAAAACCACUUGAAAUAACUGCUCCACCGGUAUCUGCGUCAAAUAGCUCAAAAAUCGAAAAGAUGGGGAAAGUCAAGAGACCGGAGCCGAGAAGGAAAGAAAUAAUUAACGUGUCGAGAGUGUCACAAGUUAGGAACAAUGGGAAAGAUCUGGAUCAAUUUAAAACCCAAAAAGAUACCGUGCCAGAAACAAGGAAACCCAUAAAUGAGUGCAAAGAAAGUGAAAAAUCCGAUAUUGUUGUUGCUAAAGAUGUGGGAGUAGUUGAACAAUCAGAAAUUGUGUCUCAACCAGAAAAUUCAAAGGAUCUAUCAACAUCAGCAAAUAAAGAAGAAACAUCAAUUGUUGAACAAGUUGCAGAAAAAUCAUUGAUUGCUGAGAAACCAGAUGUUAGAAGAAGUUCAAGUAUAGAUUUGAAUGGUGAUUUAAUUGAAGCUGUUGUGGCAACAGUUCUCGAUGAUUCUGAUGAUGAAUCACCUAUUCCAUCUACUUCAGUCAGUUCAGAAUCUGUUCUGGAUUCUACACAAUCAGAAGCUCAACAGGAUGCCAUCAACCGUGUAUUGGGGUUUUCGAAGCAAUGCGAAGAAACGAAUUUCAGUAUUUGGACGGGGUUUGAGAAUGAGUGUCCAGAGCCAGUGAUUGAUAUCAAUGAUAAUGUUCUAGCGGCAAUUUUGGAGCCAGAUGAAGAGCCGAAGACUGAAGAAGAGAACGAUGUGGUUACGGAAAUUGAAGAUAAAGCGCGUGACUUUGGAGAAUUUCAAAAACCGACUUUAUUAACAAUUUGUCAAGAAGUGGAAGCAUAUUUUAGUGAGCAUCAUGAUGAAUACGUUGGAUCUGUUGUUGAUGAUAUGGAACUUCGAAAAAUCUUCAAAGAAACAUACGGUGGUUCGAUUCCGGAAGAUCACAAACAAAUUAUCGAAGAAGUUUGCUCAUUUCAACCUGGAUAUAUUCAUGUUUUUGAUGCACUCAUUGGCAGUAAACUCGAGUUCACGUACACGAUAAUGUCAAAUAUUGAUAGAAAAAUUGAAAAAGAGAAUGAUCGUCUCUAUCAACACUAUUCAUCACGGCCUGCUGUCGAUGGUGUCGAGAAUUUUUACGAGCGAUUCGAAAAAGAAAUUUUACCAGAAGUUCUUCCAUUCAUAUCUGGCAGAUUUAUAUCAAUUCGAACAUUCGUCUCUAUCGUUGAAGUAGUAAAAGAUAAUUGUUUGGAUGCAAUCGAUUUAUAUUAUUUGGCAGCAUUGGUGUUUGGAACUCGACCAUUCUUUUCACGAUUCAAUGGAAAAAUCAAACAAUUGCAUAUUUUUGAAACUGCAGGAAAACGAUGGAUUAGUCGGCCGCUGAUUGAUGAGGAACCACGUUUGAGAUCAUCCCAGAAUACAAAAGAGAGUCGAAUGGUGACAGUCUUGGAUUUCUUGAAUCGACUGAGACCCCAUAUAGACGAUAUAUUGCAAGUUCUUCCCGAUACAGUUGUCAAUGGAGCAGAGUUUUUGAGUACUGCUAAAUUGGUUUGCGGUUGGCAUGAUGAUCACGAGGAACGUAUUUGGAAUAAGAUUGUUCACGAUCGAUCCAAAUUUCAAGAAUUCUAUGAAGCGUACAAGCCAUUUCUUCGAAUUGAAAUACGAAUGGGUACAAUUUACCUUCGAAAACUUACUUAUGAAGAUGAUGACGUGGUUUUUGGUGAUGGAAUUUCCAUAAAUAUGAUGUCUUCUCCUUAUUUUACAACACUGAAAAGUGUUCUUAAAACUGAUGAAAGUAUUCAAACUGGCGAGAAGAAAAAUGUUAAAUUUGCGGCAAUUGAUGAUUUGAUUGUUCAUGAUGCUCCUCAUCCCACAGAUGGUUAUUCAAAUAGAUCAACUCAAUCUGAUAACUUUGAAAUGAAUCAAAUAUGGGAUCUUGAGAAGGAAGUGAUUCGACAAUUGAAACGGGAUAAUAUAACUUUUGCUGAAUUUAUCAAAUCCGAAGAUGCACGUGAAAUAUUUAGGCAUCAGUUUCUUGCUGACACAUUCAAGAAAAUGGAUUUAAAAUAUUUUGCAUUCAUUCUCGAAAAAGCAAUGGUCGAAUCUCGUGAACAAUCAUGGAAGGAUACUAUUCAGUUGAGAUUAGCUGCAGAAGAAGCUCAUCUUCAAUUGGAUUUGGCUCGCGGACAGUUCAAGAAAGAAUUUGGUGACUUGCGUGCUCGAAUGGAAACAAUUUCUCGUUUUGAAACAUUUGAAGUUCAAGUUUCGUCUGAAAGUAGAAUUGAGCAGUUACAAGGACGUAUUGAUGAACUGAUUCGGGAGAGAAAUAACCUUGUAAAAGAAGAAAUCAAGGAAGAGAAAGCCUUGAUGGAAAGGCAAAUAAACGAAAUGAAAGCCAAGCAUCUUCAACAGACACGGAAAAUGGCAGACGAAAUUCUUCGCCUGAAGCAACAAAGUGCACAAUUAGCAACUGCCAGAGAUGAAUUAUUGAGAGGAAUCUCCGAGCUCGACAAUAAUUCUCAAAGAAGUGCUCCGUUGAAUAUUCCUGUGCCGACAGCCAAAGAAUUUCCUCCUCUCCAUAGAAAUCCCCAACCAGAAACUGUAACCAUCUCAAUUGUAUCUUCCAAUAUCGCUUCGUGCUCUUCAUCUCCUUCUCCACCAACAUCUCCAACUCUUCCGAUAUUAUCAGAAGCUCGCCGCCAACUGAAAUUAACUCAAAAGUUUUCUGCGGAAUUUGAUGGCGAUGAGCUCCGUUUCUUUGCACGUGAUCUCUUCGAAUGGUAUAACUCUACAAAAGCCAAUCACAAAGAAAGGAAAACCGCCGAGAAGCAGCUGAAAGAGUAUGAAGUGGCGCUGGAUUGUAUCGAGUGUGCAAUUCAUGAGAAUUUGGAGAUGUUGAAGCUUGGAGUCGUCGAAAAUCUGAGAGUUGUUCCUGAUGUGCCGAUGCCGUUCUCUGAGACUGUAAUGAAGAAGAUGUUCCAAUGCAGUGGAUAUGAAUUGGAUGUUGUUACUGAGAGAGAGGAGGUUGUAGAGGAGGAAGACGGUUGCUUGAUUUGUACCGAAAUUAUCGAAGAGGCCGUGGAGACAGUAACCUGUGAUACAUGCACACGGGAGUACCACUAUCAUUGUAUCAGUCGAUGGUUGAAGAUCAACUCCGUGUGCCCACAGUGUUCCCGUGCUUUGAAAGAUCCCAAUGAGUAUCCAUGCCUGGAGUGAUUCCUAAUUUACCUUUUGUUUUAUUGCUUAACGGUGGAGUAAAUAGCGUCGUUUUGAAAUUUUGCUUCAAAUGGCAAAGAAUAGACCGUAAUGACGAAAUAUUACUGUUUAGCUUUUUAACUUCUAAUUUUUUUCUGAUUUUUUUUCCAAUUUUGCAAAAACAAAUGAUUUCAAAAUGACUCUACUCCAUCUUUAAAUUACCACCACCCCCUAUUCCCGUAUUUUAUUAUUUCCCCUUAUUAUUACAGUAUUUCUUCCACUUUUAAAUUUAAACUUGUAUUCAACUUUACCAUAAGAUUCUAGACCCCGACCCCGCUUUUAUGUUGUAUAGUAGUAUUUUAUUAUCCCAUUUUUGCACCGUUCCCAACUUUUGUAUAGUAUCGUUGAAUGUUCAGAUCGUUAACUUGCACUUUUAUAUUCGCUUCCAUAAAUUUCAUUUUGAUCAG